This is a messenger RNA of Carya illinoinensis, 991 nucleotides long. Its product is annotated as ubiquitin-like protein ATG12. Lineage: Eukaryota; Viridiplantae; Streptophyta; Magnoliopsida; Fagales; Juglandaceae. The transcript is spliced from 5 exons. The record is from RefSeq and is a predicted model, not a curated record. Gene Ontology annotation, biological process: autophagosome assembly; autophagy of mitochondrion; nucleophagy. Gene Ontology annotation, cellular component: Atg12-Atg5-Atg16 complex; cytoplasm; phagophore assembly site membrane. The coding region runs from base 324 to 740 and encodes 138 amino acids.
GUUCUGUUUUAUAUUUCCCUCCUUUACGAUGCCUUCGCCAUUUUUCAGCAACUAAAAAAUGGAAGCAAACAAAAAAGAAAGAGCACGACUUUUCCUGUGGAACCAUUACCGAACCAACCGAGAAGAAAGAGAGAAAAGACCUACAUGAAAAGCCCAACUUACUUUCAAAUGCAACCUGAAUCUUAUUUUGUGGAAGCCCCAUUUGGUCCUAAUUCAUCAAAGAGAGCGUUGCCCUAAAAACAGGGAGCGAGGAAUCCUACCAUGGCGCGGUACGGCCCAAAUAAAAACCGUAAAUAGCCCAGAAACUGUGGAAGCAUCAGUAAAUGCAGACUGCAGUUAUCUCCGACCCCAAAUUUGGUGUUUGUUUGUUUCAGAAAUUAACGAUGGCCGCUGAGUCCCAGUCUCCAAGUUUUGCGCGGAAAGUCGUUGUUCAUCUCAGAGCCACAGGCGAUGCCCCUAUACUCAAACAAGCCAAAUUUAAGAUACUUGGAACUGACAAGUUUGCCAAAGUGAUUGACUUUCUUCGGCGGCAGCUUCAUCGGGAUACAUUGUUUGUUUAUGUCAACAGUUCGUUCUCACCAAACCCAGAUGAAUUGGUAAUCGAUCUGUAUAAUACAACAUGCUUAAAUAGCCAUAUUUUGGGUGACCACAAAUGUUUGAAUGGCAGUCCACCAUGGGGGUCGAAUCUGUUUGCUGGCAUGUAUAAUGUCAACAGUCAAUCCGUUUUCCUUCUACUUUAGUGUACUUUGUCUGUGCUAAUGAUGUCGACCGUCCGGUGUGAGAGAGAGAGAGAUGGAAAGGGAGGUGCAAGUUUCUGGUGAGAUAAUGUUUGUUUUUCGUAAUAAGCAAGGAGCUGAAAUCCUAGUUAUUUGUUUAUAUUGUUUUUGUAAUGUUAGUAAUAUUGUCUUUCCCUGAGAUUGCUCAUUUGACUGUGAAUGACCAAUUUAGUUUAUGGGCUUAUCUAUUAAAUGUUCGUGGCUAGUUUACAUUU